AUGGCGAAUCCCACCAAUACCUCAUUACCCAGCAGGGAGAGCACCGUUUCAGAGACGAGGCCCCCUUCGAACAUUCAGCACCCUGAUCAGGAUAAUGCCAUUCAUCAAAGCUCUGCGGAAGCUCCUUCUAUUCUUCGGACAUCCGGAUCCGAUGAACCACCACCGCCGGCGAAGCCACCAAGGCCUCUGAGCCCACGUGAGCAAGCAGAGAAGACUCUGAUUGAGGCUUUCCCAUCGAUAGAUGUUGCAGUGGUGAAAGCUGUUCUUACAGCCAGUGGUGGUAAUGUCGAACCAGCUUUCGAUGCACUUCUCGGCAUGACAGAUCCCGAUUCGCAGAAAGAUGUCCCACCCCCUGCCAAACCACCAAGACCCGCCCAGCAGAGUGGGUUACCUACAUCUACUGCUCAAAGUCAGCUAGAAGCGGACGAAAUGUAUGCUCGACAGCUGCACGAACAUUACAGUAGUACAGGCAGGCAACAACGACAAAAUGUGGUACCGAACCAGCAACCGACUCGACCGCACACACAGGCACAGGAAGAACGUGAAUACAGCUUUCUGGAUGAUGAUCUACCAAUGAUCCGUGAGAACAUCCGCAAGGGCUUUCUCGAGACUCAGUCUACCGUGAACAAGUGGGUGACGAACUUCAAGAAGAAGUUGGACGGUGAAGACGACGAAGGCUUUAGCAACCAGCCCGCUAAACCUGCCCAGCGCUUACAGGGCAGCAACCAAGGGUUUCCGAACUAUGGGCGCCGAAGCUCAGAGAUGGCACGAAGAAGUGCUGACAGAGAGCGGUACGAUGCCGAUCCGCAAGUCUUAGGUGACGACUUUUCCACACUUGAACUCAGAGAUGGAGAUAGGCCACCACCAAAAAAACCUCAACGACCACUUGCAAACCCUGACUUGUUCAAGCCAAAUUCACCUGCUGGUAGUGACCGGAAGGUUUCUUUUCAAAACGGUCCACCUGAGGAGAUGGACGAUCUGUACUCUGGGUCAUCGAAGCCUUCGAGACAGCAGGUCCCAAGUGGCAAAUCGAGCAAAUGGCAACCUCUAUCUGCUGUUGAACCGUCUCCUGUUGCUGAGAAUGAUCCAUUCAGCCUUGGUGAUAGCGAUGAUGACAAAGACUCAAGGGUGAAGGAAAAUAGGUCUGAUGAGGCAGAGCGACUUCAACUGUCAACUGCGGAAUCUAUGGCUGGAUCAAUUGGGGACAAUCCUAAGAAUGCAUCUGGUACGGAAAUGAGUCAAGGCACGAAAACGUAG
Endocarpon pusillum Z07020 is the source of this 1257-nucleotide messenger RNA. RefSeq lists its product as uncharacterized. Gene Ontology annotation, molecular function: ubiquitin conjugating enzyme binding; ubiquitin binding. The record is from RefSeq and is a predicted model, not a curated record. NCBI's taxonomy places the organism in Eukaryota, Fungi, Ascomycota, Eurotiomycetes, Verrucariales, Verrucariaceae. Gene Ontology annotation, biological process: ubiquitin-dependent protein catabolic process. The transcript is spliced from 3 exons. Gene Ontology annotation, cellular component: cytoplasm. The coding region runs from base 1 to 1257 and encodes 418 amino acids.